Centruroides sculpturatus (bark scorpion) is the source of this 1305-nucleotide messenger RNA. Its product is annotated as glutamate receptor 3.1-like. The record is from RefSeq and is a predicted model, not a curated record. Gene Ontology annotation, molecular function: G protein-coupled receptor activity. The transcript is spliced from 9 exons. Gene Ontology annotation, biological process: G protein-coupled receptor signaling pathway. The annotation marks the transcript as partial. Lineage: Eukaryota; Metazoa; Arthropoda; Arachnida; Scorpiones; Buthidae. Gene Ontology annotation, cellular component: membrane.
AUGAGAAGAUUUGGAUUGUUACUAAUAGUCUCAUUCUACUCUGCUGUUGGUAAUAUACCAAAUGAAGUUGCUAUUGGUGCUAUUUUUCCGUCUGAUUUUUCUAUAUUACAAGAAACAUUUCGGUUAGCUAUAAACAAUAUAAAUUCAGAUUCUAAUUUAUUACCCAAUACGAUACUCAUUCCGAUUACAGAGAAUGCUUCUACGCAAUUAGAAGUUAUUAGAGCCGGUGCUAUUUUUCCGUCUGACCUUCCUAUAUUACAAGAAACAUUUCGGUUAGUUAUAAACAAUAUAAAUUCAGAUUCGAAUUUAUUACCCAAUACGAAACUCAUUCCGAUUACACAGAAUGCUUCUACGCAAUUAGAAGUUAUUAGAGCUGCGUGUAAUUUAGUAGAUCAGCGAGUGAUAUCGAUAGUCGGACCACUAAUGUCUUUACAUUCAAAAAUUGUCCAAAUUGUGUGUGGCCAAUUGGGAAUACCGCAGAUUAGUAUCUUGGCCACAGACCCGAUGUUAUCUUUAAUACCGAUUUUGAACCAAUCGUCGUCUACGCUUUUAAAAAUGUCACCGCCGGAUACCUUUCAGAAUAAUGCCUUAAUACAUAUCUUGAAAUAUUAUGGAUGGGAUGCUUUUGUCAUUUUAACAGAAGAUAAUGAACCAGCUAUUCAUGCAACAAUGGAACUGCAAAGACUAGCUACGAAACACGAAAUUACACUGCUUUCUGUUCAGCGAUUUCCUUUGUCCGACACAAAAUAUCUCGAUAUUACCCGACAAUUGAAUGCCAUUAAGGAAAAGGAUGUCAGAAUAAUAAUUCUUUAUUGUGAUAUAACGAUAAGUAAAACUGUUAUAAACCAAGCUGAUCGCAUGAACAUGUUUCGUUCUGGAUGGACAUGGCUCGUCAUGGAUAGCAUUACAUCACACGAUUUGAAAUACUUAUCAGAUGAUGACGGAUAUAUACCAUCUUCUUUAGUUGGAUUAAUAGGAACUGCAUUUGCGGUUCCUGAUACCAUUUUGUAUUUAAAAUUAAAUCAGCAAGCUUUCACUCGUGUGUAUGAUGCAGUGUUAGCAAUUGCCAACGGACUUCACAAAAUUCUUUACGAAGAGAAAAUAUCUUUCGAACCUUCUACUUUCCAAAAAGGAAGUUGCACAGAUUCUGUCAAUAAGUGGAAAUGGGGUAGAUAUUUGUUGAAAAGUAUUCUCAAUUUGAGGAAUGUUAAUGGAAGUUUAGGACCUUUAAAGUUCACGAAAUUUGGUUAUCAUGAUCUCACCAGCUUUGAUAUAAAAAACCUUCAAGUCAAAGGUUUCGUUAAA